Molecule: messenger RNA, 1095 nt
Organism: Aspergillus thermomutatus
Lineage: Eukaryota; Fungi; Ascomycota; Eurotiomycetes; Eurotiales; Aspergillaceae
Exons: 5
Coding region: 1-1095 (364 amino acids)
Source: RefSeq, a predicted model, not a curated record
AUGGCUGAACUCUCAAAGGAGUAUCCCGUCGCUGACGUGGACGAUGCUGCUGGCUUCAUGGCCUUUGCUCGAGCUCUUAGAGAGAAGCAGGCUCGUGAGGCUGCGGCUGCGGCCAAAACUCAGCCUGAUCAGGAGGCUUCCGGUCAGCAGAACCGAUUUGCCAAUGCUUCCGAUGACUUUGGCGGACAGUCUUCUGUUGAUGCCAAUGGAUCUGCGCCUAUGUCUGCUUCCAACGACGUGUGGCUCUCUGGAGACUCCCCCUCGCGUAACGAUGACGGCUUUGGUGACCUUGAAAACAACAACAACGACAACGCGUCUCUGAUGCCUGGCAUCGGCGAAGAUGCUGAAACUCCCAAGGCCUCCGCUUCCGGCUUCCGCGGCGAUGCUGCUGAGUUCAUCUCGCAGGAAGCUCCUGUUGCAGCUUCUCAGAAUGCUGUCUCUGCUACCAAGACCUCUGACCAUGCUGUCGUUGAAGAGGAUCGUGAGAAUCUUGCUACCUUCAAGACCUGGGGUACUCCUGUCGCGCGUGACAAGCCAGCGGCUCAAGUUAGACGUGUCAUCAUCGAGGGACUUCCUUCUGCUUGGAGCUCUCCUGCCAAGGUUCUGUCGCUUAUUCAUGGUGGCAUGGUUGAGAGCAUCCACAUUACUCCUGCCGGCAACCAAGCCCACGUCCUUUUCUGCGACCACGAGGCCUGCAAGGCUUUCUAUGACAAGUACCCCAACGGCAUUGACCUUGACAAGGAGAAGAGAAAGACCGUCUUCGUGGAGAUGGGCAAUGAAGUUGAUGUCAUCAGCUCUCAGCUUUCUUUCAAUCUCUCCAUUGGCAGCACCCGUGUUGUCCGCGCCGUUGGUGUCAGCAUGAACAUCAACAUGGGCGAGCUUCUCAAGUUAGCCAGUGCCAACAAUCGCAAGGUGGAGAAGAUCGUGGACUCCUGCGUCCCUGGCGAGCCACGCAAUGUUGUCUUCCGUUUCUGCAGUAUCGAUGAUGCUGUCAAAUUCCGCGCUGCCAUCCUUCGUGAUGCUGAUUGGGAACAUUGCAACAUCCAGCACGCAGCGGACCCAUGCGAGCUCGCUACCGGAUUCCAUGCCGAUUGA